AUGCCUGCCGAAUCUAUCUUCCCGGACUUUGUUCUCGGCCACCCCAGACAUCACCAGACGCGACCCCAGGGUGUGCCACAUAGACAAAAACCCAAGGCACGGCCGCCCACAGGGUUGAGGGAUAAAGUUCCGUUCUAUGGCAAGCUCCCACACUAUGCGGGCCCUUACGAGGUCGGGAUCAUCGACCUCGAGGUGCCGGCCAAGGACCCCAGGACUUUUUCAGAUAUCAAGCGGCACGGCGUUCAUGCCCUUGCCCUAGAGACGGUGUUGAUGACCAUCUACUAUCCCGCCCAUCUGGACGUCAAAUACAACGUCGACGUGCCAUCCACGAGGCAAAGGCAUCGCCCGACAUGGCUGACACGACCGAGAGAUCAGACGAGUCGCGGCUACGGCCGGUUCGCGGCUCUUCCGGAGCCGCUGAUGAUGGCCUUCUUCUUCUGCACCACCUGGUAUACGAAAAUCCCGGCAUACAAAAAUGCAAAACUGGCAGAACACUGGCCUCCGCCCGGAGAAGCUCCCACGGGCAGUCGGAAGGCCGUGGACAUCGAAGGGGAACCCCCCGCCCAAGGCCCCGAUAAGCCCAAAUUUCCUCUGAUCAUCUUCAGUCACGGAUUGGGGGGCACAAGGACGUGCUACUCGUCCGUCUGUGGAGAGUUUGCCAGCCACGGCUUUGUGGUGGUGGCGAUCGAACACCGCGACGGAAGCGGCCCGAGAACUCACGUCAAUCACUCUGAUAGGGGGCCAGGAAGCCGGCCCUGUACAGAGGCCAAGGGUCAUGUCGAGCACCGGAAAAAAGACACCAAGAGAGCCUAUGACACUGUGGACUUUAUUUUCGCGAAAAACGACAAGUACGACACCAGUCCCGGCCACCAAGUGGACCAUGAACUACGCAACGCCCAAAUCGAUCUGCGGUUAGCCGAGAUCGACGAAGCCUAUCAGAUAUUGCAAGAAAUAUGUGCCGGGGAUGGCGACCAGGUGGCGGCGAGAAACCUGCGGGUCAAGCCCGCCAUCGGUGCUUCGCGGGUUGGUCUGGCUGGCAUUGACUGGUCGUCCUGGAAGGAUCGAUUCUUCACCGAGGGGGUCACCAUGGUUGGACAUUCCUUUGGGGCGACGACGACGGUGGAGGUGCUCCGACAGAAACACCGGUACAAAUACAUGACGCAGGGAAUCAUCUACGACAUCUGGGGCAUGCCCGUGCGGCCGACCGCUGAAGAGCGCGACAGCCGCAUUCGAGUUCCGCUGCUGGGGAUCAACUCCGAGGCAUUCAUGUACUGGCCCGACAAUUUCGAGGUGGCCAAACAAGUGACGAUGGAGGCGCUGCAGACGGGACAUCCCGCAUGGCUGCUGACCGUGCGCGGGACGGUGCACAUCUCUCAAUCCGACUUUUGUAUCCUGUAUCCGCAGCUGGCCAGCUACCUGAUGAAGACCACGAUCGACCCCGUGCGCGCCAUCGACGUGAACAUGGACGCGUCUCUGGAGUUUCUGGCCCGCGUGCUGCCCCGGGAGGUGCACCACGAACAACCCUUUUUGAGACGGAUGAGCCCGAAGAAGCUUCUGGACGGCGCCCCCUUGGAGAAUCUGCCGACCGAACAUCGACCGGACAAGAAAUGGACGGCGGUGCGGUUGAAGGUGGAGCACGAGGCCCGGAAACGGCUCACGCCCGGCACGCGGAAGCGGUACUGGGAGAAGCUACAGCAGUCGCGGGACGGGGAGAUCUGGCUGCACAUCAGCCCGGACAGUGCGGCCGGGUUGGAAAAAUGCGAGACGUGCCGGAUUCCGCAGUGGACGGAGAUUGACAGGCCGAGUUCGAGUGAAGGGACGUGA
Messenger RNA from Fonsecaea erecta, 1824 nucleotides. RefSeq lists its product as hypothetical. NCBI's taxonomy places the organism in Eukaryota, Fungi, Ascomycota, Eurotiomycetes, Chaetothyriales, Herpotrichiellaceae. Bases 1 to 1824 code for a protein of 607 amino acids. Gene Ontology annotation, molecular function: 1-alkyl-2-acetylglycerophosphocholine esterase activity. The transcript has a single exon. The record is from RefSeq and is a predicted model, not a curated record.